AGUAAAAAAAAAAACGAAGAAUACAAUGAAAAGUGUUGUACCCACAACAUUUGGUGGUAUGCAUGCACUUGGCAAAUCGCACCACAAACGUACACCUUUAUUUCAGAUCCCACAUUGUUAAAAGCUAAAGUCGUUUCAUCUUACUCAAUGCCAACCGUUCGAUCGUAAUCCAACGGUACACAUCACGCGUGUGUACUUAUCUCACGUUGAAUCCGUGACACCCACUCACAUUCUCUUUCCUCUCCCUCUCCCUCUCCCUCUCUCUCUCUCCUCUGCAACUCCCGGUGGUCGAGAAGCCCUAACCACCUCCGAAACACCGUCGUUUUGUUCCCCGCGUUUUUCCACCACUCGGAAGAGAAGUGCUUUCAACGAAUUUGCUUUUUCACAACUCAACAUGGAAAAUUCGUGAAUCAGUUUGUCCUCCCUCACCUUGUGUUAAUCUUUGGAGCUUAUCAUUUUUUCUGUAAGUUAGGUUAUUAUUCUUCUUGUCAAUUUAAUUUCUGCCUUACCGUUUCGUCAAUUAAUUCCCUCAAUUUUUUAGAUUAAGCUUCAGUGUUAUUGUAGACUAUGAAUUAGACAAAGUAGCAUAGGAGUAUACAUUGUUUCAAAUGGAUGUUCAUGUGAUAAAUGCUGAAGAAGAAAGUGAUCAUCAAGCUAAGUCAGAUGACGCGGAUGCAGAACCUAGUGACAGUGAAAUUAACAAUGCUGAAAACUCUGGAUUUUACGAUGAGGAUGGGAUUUCCGAGCCGUAUUUGGGUAUGGAAUUCGAUUCAGAAGAAGUUGCCAAGGCUUACUAUGAUGAUUACGCGAAGCACAUCGGUUUCACCUCUAAGGUUGGCUCACGUAGCCGCGCUAAAGCCGACGGGUUGAAUGUGUAUAAGGAGUUUGUGUGUGAGAGGGAGGGUUUAAAGAAAAGGUUUAAUGAGGGGUGUGACGCGAUGAUUAGGAUUGAGCUGAAGGGUCAAAAUAAAUGGGUUGUAACCAAGUUUGUGAGGGAGCAUAGUCAUUCGACGGGGAGUUCCAGCGAGGCGCCGAGCCUUCAUCAGGGUAAGCAUUUUUCCAGUGUCGGGAGGACUAUGCCUGAGAGUUAUCAAGGAGUUGGACUUGUUCCGAGUGGUGUCAUGUAUUUAUCUAUGGAUGGGAAUCAUCAUAUUUCUAAUCAGAAUAGUUGUGCGGUGCUAAAUAUUCAUGCUGCCACUGCUUCUGAAGUAAGUCACCCUGUUAAAAAUGCCACAUCAGGUAAUUAUACUGUCAGGCCCCCUUUUCAAAACAGGACAUUAGGGAAGGAUGCCCAUAAUCUGCUGGAGUAUUUUAUGAAAAUGCAGGCUGAGAAUCCUGGUUUCUUCUAUGCUAUACAGCUGGAUGAAGACAAUCAUAUGUCGAAUGUCUUUUGGGCUGAUGCCCGAUCCAGGACAGCUUACAGUCAUUUUGGUGAUGCAGUUCAUCUGGAUACCACGUGCAGAGCUAACCAGUAUAGAGUGCCAUUUGCUCCUUUUACUGGAGUCAACAAUCAUGGCCAGGUGGUUUUGUUUGGUUGUGCACUCCUUUUGGACGACUCGGAGGCUUCUUUUUUGUGGCUCUUUAAGACAUUUCUCACAGCAAUGAAUGAUCGACAGCCUGUCUCGUUAAUUACCGAUCAAGACAGAGCCAUACAGGCAGCAGUUUCACAAGUUUUCCCACAAACUCGCCACUGUAUUAACAAGUGGCAUGUAUUGAGAGAAGGCCAGGAAAAGUUGGCCCAUGUGUGUCUAUCGCAUCCAAAUUUUCAGGGUGAACUUUAUAAUUGUAUUAACUUGACAGAAACCAUCGAAGAGUUUGAGUUGUCUUGGAAUUCUAUCCUUGAUAAAUAUGAGCUUAGAAGCAAUGAUUGGCUUCAGUCCUUGUAUAAUGCUCGUGCUCAAUGGGUUCCAGCAUACUUCCGUGAUUCAUUUUUUGCUGCAAUGUCUCCUAAUCAAGGAUUUGGUGGUUCUUUUUUUGAUGGUUAUGUCAUCCAACAGAUGACAUUGCCAUUGUUCUUUAAGCAAUAUGAAAAAGCUCUAGAGAGCUGGAUUGAAAAGGAAAUAGAAGCAGACUUCGAGACAAUUUGCACGACACCAGUUUUGAGGACACCUUCACCAAUGGAGAAACAGGCUGCUAAUCUUUAUACAAGAAAAAUAUUUUUGAAGUUUCAGGAAGAGCUAGUUGAAACUUUUGUUUAUACUGCAAAUAUAAUUGAAGGAGAUGAUGUAAAUAGCACAUUCAAGGUUGCGAAAUUUGAGGAUGUUGACAAGGCAUAUACUGUUGCAUUCAACCAUGCUGAAUUGAGAGCUAACUGUACUUGCCAAAUGUUUGAGUAUUCAGGCAUUCUUUGCAGGCACAUUUUAACUGUUUUCACUGUGACAAAUGUACUUACAUUACCAUCCUAUUACAUCUUAAAACGGUGGACAAAAAAUGCAAAAAGUAGCGCUGGAUCGGAUGAACGUACUGGUGAAUUACAUAGUCAGGAGUCUCUGACAUUGAGGUACAGUAAUCUAUGUCGGGAAGCCAUAAGAUAUGCCGAGGAAGGAGCAGUAACUGUGGAAACUUAUAAUGCUGCAGUGACUGGUCUUAAAGAAGGUGGAAAGAAGGUUGCUGCGAUGAAAAGAAGUGUUGCCAAAGCAACACCUCCUAAUAAUCAAGUCAGCGGGACUACUUAUAAUGACAAGAAGACCACCACCAGUUCAACUUCAGAUUUAACUCCUCUUUUGUGGCCGCGACACGAUGAAAUAACGAGGUUUAAUCUUAAUGAUUCUGGUGGUCCAGUUCAAUCAGUUGCUGACCUAAAUUUGCCACGAACGGCCCCAGUGUAUCUUCAUCGAGAUGAUGGUUCUUCUGGAAACAUGGCGGUUCUUCCAUGCCUAAAAUCCAUGACAUGGGUAAUGGAGAACAAAAACUCCAGUCAUGGGAGUAAAGUAGCUGUUAUCAAUCUGAAGUUGCAAGAUUAUGGUAGGAGUCCAUCAACAGAAGCUGAGGUUAAGUUUCAGCUCUCAAGAGUUUCUUUGGAGCCAAUGCUGAAGUCUAUGGCCUAUAUCAGUGAACAGCUCUCAACACCAGCAAAUAAGGUUGCUGUAAUAAAUCUCAAGCUUCAAGAUGCGGAUACAACAUCCGGCGAGUCAGAAGUUAAGUUUCAGGUGUCCAAGGAUACAUUGGGUGCUAUGCUACGAUCAAUGGCCUAUAUCCGCGAGCAACUAUCUCAUGCUGGAGAUGGACAAUCAGAACCUCUGUUGAAAAAGCAUAGGAAGUAAAGCAUCAAAUUUUCAUUUCAUACCCAGGUGGCGGUGGCUGUGGCUGUCUGUCUUCUUAAUGGAAGUCCAAUGACCACUGAGUACAGAAAGCAGAAAACUUAGAAGUUGUAGUGUUUGUUUUAGUGUGAUUAGCCUCUUUUUUUCUCCAUGUUUGUUCUCUAAUACACUCAGAUAUAUCUUAGGAAGCAGCUUUAAUUUAGAUUUGUCCUUUCAUCCUUUAUUUUUGGUCCAACACUCACCCCCUUCAUCAAUUAACCUAUAGUUUUAUAAAUUAAGGCCUAAUAAAGGUACCUAGUGUGGGUUCAGCUUCUCCGUAAUCGCUACUAAUCAACCAUUCAUAUUUUCCGACUUAUAUCCGGACCACACAAGUUGUUUGAAUGCAUUGAUGUUGGGGGUGGGAAAAUUGGUCUCCAAAUAGUGUGUAGCAUAAGGGAAAUAAUAGUUGUAGCAAAAGAAUUAUGGUUGGUGACACACCAUUAUUGAUAUAUAAAUUGCAUUUAUCAGA
Vicia villosa (hairy vetch) is the source of this 3768-nucleotide messenger RNA. Its product is annotated as protein FAR1-RELATED SEQUENCE 3. Bases 609 to 3263 code for a protein of 884 amino acids. Gene Ontology annotation, molecular function: zinc ion binding. The transcript is spliced from 5 exons. Gene Ontology annotation, biological process: regulation of DNA-templated transcription. NCBI's taxonomy places the organism in Eukaryota, Viridiplantae, Streptophyta, Magnoliopsida, Fabales, Fabaceae. The record is from RefSeq and is a predicted model, not a curated record.